Pangasianodon hypophthalmus (striped catfish) is the source of this 2841-nucleotide messenger RNA. It is a transcript of the gene ube2kb, whose product is annotated as ubiquitin-conjugating enzyme E2Kb (UBC1 homolog, yeast). Bases 388 to 990 code for a protein of 200 amino acids. The record is from RefSeq and is a predicted model, not a curated record. The transcript has 7 exons. Lineage: Eukaryota; Metazoa; Chordata; Actinopteri; Siluriformes; Pangasiidae. Gene Ontology annotation, biological process: protein polyubiquitination; proteasome-mediated ubiquitin-dependent protein catabolic process. Gene Ontology annotation, molecular function: ubiquitin conjugating enzyme activity; protein binding. Gene Ontology annotation, cellular component: nucleus.
AUUUUUUACACUUCAGUUAUAAGCAGUUCAACCACACUAGGCUGCUAGUGAGACUAAGUAAUCCGCUGUAGCCCUGGAUAACUGUAGAUCACACCACAUGAUAUAACUGUGGCGUUAUUAGAAGCGUGUACAUGUGGGAGAGGGAAAGCGUGUUCAUAUCGCCACCUGAAAACGCAAAUAUUCUCCACUCUGCGCUCGUUUUCCAGACUCUCACUGUGCAUUGUGUGGGCCUCGCUGUUUGUUUGGAAACAAGCGGUAUUGCAGCUUUUAGUGAAAAGGGAAAAGAAGUGAAGAGAGUGAGAGAAAGAGAGAGUGUUAGUGCAGGCUUUGCGGACUGCAGGCCCGAGUGAACACUGCUGCGAAACCCGGCGCUGCAAACACACAGACAUGGCCAACAUCGCCGUGCAGAGAAUCAAACGGGAGUUUAAAGAAGUUCUCAAAAGCGAAGAGACGAGUAAAAAUCAGAUUAAGGUGGACCUGGUGGAUGAAAAUUUCACAGAGUUAAAAGGGGAGAUUGCAGGACCUCCGGACACGCCAUAUGAAGGUGGCAGGUAUCAGCUUGAAAUCAAGAUCCCAGAGACGUAUCCGUUCAAUCCGCCGAAGGUGCGGUUUAUUACAAAGAUUUGGCAUCCCAAUAUAAGCUCGGUUACUGGGGCAAUAUGUUUGGACAUUCUGAAAGACCAGUGGGCUGCAGCGAUGACUCUGCGCACAGUUUUGCUCUCACUACAGGCUUUACUAGCUGCAGCCGAGCCCGAUGACCCUCAGGACGCUGUAGUAGCCAAUCAGUAUAAACAGAAUCCUGAGAUGUUCAAACAGACCGCUCGGCUGUGGUCUCAUGUUUACGCUGGCGCUCCCGUCUCUAGUCCUGAAUACACACGCAAAAUAGACAAACUCUGUGCCAUGGGCUUUGACAAAAACGCAGUAAUAGUAGCUUUGUCUUCGAAGUCAUGGGAUGUGGAGACGGCAACAGAACUUUUGCUUAGCAACUAAAACUUCACUCAUCAUCUUUAGGCCACAAUUUCACAAUCCACUUUUUUUUCCCCAUCCAAGCAUGUAUUGAGAUCAGCUCACUGUAACAGAAUAAGAUUGGCCUGGUUUUAUCCAGGUUUUAAAAUCUACUCCAAAAACAAUGUGUCUGUCAUGGGGGAUCACAGUAACGGAAGUGUUACGUUCCCAGUGCUAAUGCAAAUCAUUCAAAUUACUCACUAGCUUGAGCCAAAUUAAGUGAUGAAGCAUGAAACUGCCUCAUCAUGAACUGAUUUUGACCCUGCUGCCGUAUGACUGUGCAGUUAUUGCUGUUUAAAUGGUCUUUUUAAAAGCCAUACAAUGGCCUCCUCCACCUUUCUUCUCACCUUUCUUCUCACCUUUCUCUCACGCUUGUGGUCCAUUUCCAAAAAGAACCAAAUGAAGGGAAGCCUGUUUGACUGCCACUUUAGACGCUCCACAAGAAAGACAGCUGCUUGCAUGGGUGAAACAAAGAUUGAUGGUGUAAAUAGGUAUAUUAAAGGUUUGUGUACAUUCAGGAUAAAGAAGAGUGGGAAAGAAAUGUUAGUUUUUCUGACUGCACAUUGUAAAAACGUAUGUUUCAUGGAGUUGCUAGGGAGGAAGAAUCAGGUCAAGACCCUUCAAGAUUAAACAGCCUUCACUGUUUUCAUAAAACUAAAACAUUUACACAUAAGCAUAAAAAGAUUGGCCAGAUGACAUGGUGUGAUGUUACUGCUUAAUAUCUAACAUCUGAUUUCUGAAUUUUUAGUAGUUGGUUGAACAAUAUUCAAGUCCUGGAAGUGGGGGAAUGAAAGGAUGGGGUAUGAUUGGUUUUUAAUUUAUUUAGCCAUAUAUAAUUAACUUUCUCUCAAUGUUCUUCACCUUUUGGGUGAGUCUACACUAAUGUUGCCUUUUCUGAUUUUCCCUUUUUGGUUGUAGCUCUAAAUUAUCUUGGAGCCGUUGAAACGCAUUUCCCUUAUGAAAUUAAUCAUCUUUUCUUUUGCACCAAUGUCAAAAUUUCUAGCAUCAGCAUCUGUUUAACCAGUAAUGCCAAGAAAUGCAGGUGAGGUAUCAGUGAGGGACUUUCUCUGACUGGAACCCAUUCAUGUUGCUGAAUGGUUCUGAAGCCAGAUUACUGUCUCAUUUCAGUAAAUUUUGUUUACAGAUAACUUUUUUUUGGAGGCUGUAUCAAUUACUUCCAAGUAUCCAAGACCCAUAAUUAUCUAAUGUUAUGUAAUCAGACACAGACUGGUCUAGGGAAUAAACAUUGCUCACAUUUGAUUUUUGGGUUAGAAAUAUCAGCACUCUGUGGGCUUAGACUGACUGUCAGUACAUAUAUUAAAUACCAUUGUUACCAUUAUCAGAUUUUUUUUUUUUUGCCUUUUAGUCUUCGAAGAAAAGAUUAGCUACACACUGAAUGUGCUGGAGCGGAAUGUUGAAUUCUCAACCCAUCUUUGAAUCCUUAAAUUAGCAGCAUCCACCCACCUUCCCAUGCUUGGAAAAAACAAACAAACAAAAAAAACCAGCUGAACCAUUCUCACUCUUGCACACACACACGCACAAAACUUCCCUUCACUUGUACAUAAUGCCAAGUCCCUUUCUUUAAGUAUUGGCCAUCCUCUCAGUGCACCAUUGAUGGCUUGGUUUCUGUUUUGUACGAAAACAAACAAAAACAAAAAAAGUCUGUCUUCCUGUAGUAAUGACCAUGUUCAAUAUUGCACGAAGAAACAGCUAAAGGGGGGCAUCUCUUCUCUGUUAGGAAGUGGAAAAAAGUCAAAAUUUAAGCAAUCUGUACAAGCAUGGUUAUUUAUUGUGAAACUAUCAUUUCUUUGAAUAAAAAAUGCUUGAAAAAUGAAA